AUGUCGCUAAUCACACUCCCCAACGAAUUGAUACAGCAAAUCGUCGCUGAACUGGACUCACAAAAGUAUUUUAAUAACAUCGUCCGCACAUGCCGAUUCUUCCACGAGUCUUUUAACGACCUAUUGUACGAACAUGAAAUACGCCGUGAUGGCGGCCAUGCAGUGAUGCUCUACGCCGCGCAGAUGGGACAGACUCGUACCAUACACGAGCUUUUACGGAUCUCCGCCAACAGCACUCAAGGUCUGCGACUCAGUCCAAAUCCGCCGCUUCCCAAGAGUUGGAGUCCACUCCUUUGGUCGGCCAUCCGCGGGGACGAGGACAUGGCCAAGCUGCUUCUGAGUAUGGAAGACAUCGAUGUCGACAUCAGAUAUCCAAAAAAGCGGACCCCGCUCUCAAUUGCUGCCGAACUAGGAUUUGUUGGUGUUGUCCGGUUGCUUUUGGCCGCGGGGGCCGAUCCAAACACCAAAGACGACCUCAUGCGAACACCACUACACUGGGCAGGGUCCCCUCAACUUGCGGGUGAGAGUUGUGCUUCGCAUCAACAAAAUUGGUUCAGGAAAGAUGCACAAAAUCCUAAACGCAAUCUCCACUGUCCGUUAGCCGUUUAUUUCGAGCAAGAUAUCAUCGGCUCCGAACUUUGGAAUAAAGAAGAAGGAAAGAGAAUGGAGCACAGCGCGUUUCCCGAUGACACACACUGGAAACCUUUAAUCCAACCCAAUUUAACAUCCGCAUUGUGGUCGGCAGGUUCAAGUUAUAAGGAAAUAUUGAAUCUCCAUCUCCAAUAUGGCGCCCAACUCGGAUUAACGGACGAUGAAGGUCGAACGCCGUUAUUGUGGGCAGCAGCUUGUGGAUACCGGCCUUUAGUAGAGCUCCUUCUCGACAGCAGUAUCGCUCUUCAGUCCUUGGAACCAGUUAAGAAACUUUCGAAGACUGUCCAGGAAGGAAUAAAUUGCAAAAAGGUAACCAAGAGCCCGGUAAAUCGAAAUACCUUUCCUGAAACUGAAACUGAUGAUGACUCUCAGUCGGCCCUAUCUUAUGCCGCACAGAAUGGCCACCUCGACACUGUACAGUUCCUUGUUGAAAGAUCUACACAACGGGACUCGCUCUGCAAUGACCCAGACUGGGCUCCCCUGGUGUCGGCAGCAAGGGAAGGCCAUGUGGAUAUAGUGAAAUUCUUGCUAUCGGUGCAUAGCCAAAGAUGGCCCGAGCAGUCCCUUGGUUCUGCAGCUAUGAUAGAGGCUGCGCGCAGGGGGAAGACGGAAAUAAUACCGUUGCUGAUCGAAGCCGGGGCAAAGUUCAAAGGGUCUGGAAACCCUGAUUUGAUGAACCCGCUCCAUUUUGCGGCAAUGAACAUGCACGUCGAUACCGUUAGAUUUCUCCUUGAUAUACCGAAUGUCGAUGUGAAUACCCCCGAUAAGCAUGGCUGGACUGCACUCGACUGGACUGCAAGAGGCCAAAUCGGGGUUCGGAAAUACAUGAAGGACGACACAAUCAAAAACAUGCUACUUGAUCGCGGAGCUUCCCCGUCAUCACUGACGAGGGAAAUGCUUGAUAGGCCACCACACUAUUUCCUCUGGAGAGGUAGUUCAGGCUGUACUUUUGGACCAUGUUACGGUUCUUCCUAUAACCCAGUUUCUUUCAGAUGUGAUUGGGACUCUCUUGCUCAAGGCAAAAAGAUGCGAGACUUACCGUAUAGCGAUGAAAUUGCCGAUCCCCAUUGGACACCUCCUAUGUCAGAAGAAAUGAGAAAGGCAUUUGAAGGAUGGAGUUAUAACAGACCUCUAGAUCUGGCGACUUUUGGUGCACCAGUUGAGUAA
This is a messenger RNA of Penicillium manginii, 1818 nucleotides long. Its product is annotated as ankyrin repeat domain-containing protein. Gene Ontology annotation, molecular function: protein binding. Gene Ontology annotation, cellular component: nucleus; cytoplasm. Bases 1 to 1818 code for a protein of 605 amino acids. The record is from RefSeq and is a predicted model, not a curated record. Lineage: Eukaryota; Fungi; Ascomycota; Eurotiomycetes; Eurotiales; Aspergillaceae. The transcript has a single exon.